Hipposideros armiger (great roundleaf bat) is the source of this 1540-nucleotide messenger RNA. It is a transcript of the gene TMEM51, whose product is annotated as transmembrane protein 51. Lineage: Eukaryota; Metazoa; Chordata; Mammalia; Chiroptera; Hipposideridae. The transcript is spliced from 2 exons. The record is from RefSeq and is a predicted model, not a curated record. The coding region runs from base 656 to 1408 and encodes 250 amino acids.
GAGGCUGGUGAAGACCGCAGUGAGCUGUCUGGACUGGGUCAUAGCAUUGACUGAUGCCCAUCUCCCAGGGGCUUCUGUUAUAAUUGCUGAUCACGGCUCAUGCAUGUCAUCAUUUGCACUCCUCGCACACCCAGUGAGGUCUGAGAUUUUACUGCACUUCAUUAAAUUCUGCAAAAUGUUUUAACCACCCGGAGCCCUGACCGUUCUGGCCUCCUGCAGGGAAAGGCCUGGCUUUUCCUUUUCGGGUGGGAGUAGGCGGGUGAGCCUGCCUUCUGCAGGCUCACAGAAGGAGCAGGGGUGCGUAAGACAUCUGGAAUGCAUCAAAGGCAAGCCCAGCCGGAGCCUGUGGCUCAGUACCGCUCCUUAACUCCUUUGAGAGCACAGCCGCGGCGUUCACAACAGUGUCUUGAGUUGGAACUGAUUUUCCUCCAUCCUCUUUCUGCUUUCCUUUCAGAACUCUCGCCCGGCCGCAGCUGUCUACACGGGACGCCUCACGUUUGCAUGAAGCCAUCCCUGAGAGUUGGGCUGCUGGUUUUGUUUUGUUAGUGUGGUUCUAGGGAUCCUGUUCGGUGUGGCUAAGGGGGUUUUGUUGUUGCAGCUGCUGCGGCUCUUUAUUUUCUUUCUUUGAACCGGGCCUUGCUCUGCUCCCGCUGGCAUGAUGGCCCAGUCCAAGGCCAACGGCUCGCACUAUGCACUGACCGCCAUCGGCUUGGGGAUGCUGGUCCUCGGGGUCAUCAUGGCCAUGUGGAACCUGGUACCCGGGUUCAGUGCUGCUGAGAAGCCGACCGCUCAGGGGAACAAUAAGACGGAGAUAGGCAGCGGCAUUCUCAAGAGCAAGACCUUCUCCGUGGCCUACGUGCUGGUGGGGGCCGGAGUGAUGCUUCUGCUGCUGUCCAUCUGCCUGAGCAUCCGCGACAAGAGGAAGCAGCGGCAAGGCGAGGAGAUGGCACACAUCCAGCACCCGCCUGGGGCUGAGCCGCAUGCCCAGGAGGAAGACAGCCAGGAGGACGAGGAGGAGGCCUCCUCGAGGUACUAUGUCCCCAGUUACGAGGAAGUGAUGAACACAAACUUCUCGGAUGCAAGGGAACCAGACCGGAGCCCACGGAUGAGCAUCUCUCUCCCCUCCUAUGAGUCCUUGACGGGGCUUGACGAGACGAGCCCCACGACAACCAGGGCCGACGUGGAGAGGAGCCCGGGGAACCUGCCCGACAGGCAGAACUCCAAGUUGGCCAAACGCAUGAAGCCGCUGAAAGUUCGAAGGAUUAAAUCCGAAAAACUUCACCUCAAAGACUUUAGGAUCAACCUCCCGGACAAAAACAUCCCUCCCCUCUCCAUCGAGCCUUUAACUCCCCCACCACAGUACGACGAAGUCCACGACAAGGCCCCCACUACCCGGCCACCCGACUGACGGCCCCUGUCUGGCGUGUUCCCUCUUGUCACUCACCCUCCAUACCAACAGACCCCAAUGAAACCACUCCAGCCGCAGUUGAGAAGCGAGUGGCCAGAUGUGUACUUAGCAACUCGGAUAGGAGGUCAGGGG